Messenger RNA from Phlebotomus papatasi, 1518 nucleotides. It is a transcript of the gene eIF3e, whose product is annotated as eukaryotic translation initiation factor 3 subunit E. Gene Ontology annotation, biological process: translational initiation. Gene Ontology annotation, molecular function: translation initiation factor activity. The transcript is spliced from 5 exons. Gene Ontology annotation, cellular component: cytoplasm; eukaryotic translation initiation factor 3 complex; nucleus. NCBI's taxonomy places the organism in Eukaryota, Metazoa, Arthropoda, Insecta, Diptera, Psychodidae. Bases 133 to 1443 code for a protein of 436 amino acids. The record is from RefSeq and is a predicted model, not a curated record.
UCUCUCAUUGUCCGCUUUAUGAUGAAUUGGUGCUGGCAAGCCUCCAUAUAUUUUUGCGGACGUCGCAAUCCCACAUGCGAGAUUUUAAUUUCCACGAAAAUUCCUGCUUUUCCGUGAUUAGAAAGUGCAAAAAUGGCCAAGUUUGAUCUAACUUCGCGCAAUUGUCAGUUCUUAGAUAGGCACUUAACAUUUCCGCUGUUGGAAUUCCUCUGCGACAAGAAUAUUUACGACAAAGAUGUGCUCCUGGAGUACAUCCUGGAAACCGUGGGAAAGACCAACAUGAUUGAUUACACAAUGGACACGAGGAAGCGUCUGAAACUGGGAGAAUCAAUGCCUGAGGAAUUGGCUCAGAGACGCGCAAAAGUUCUCUCAAAACUCAAGGAGCUGCAGAAUGAGAUUGCUCCAUUGAUGAAAAUCAUGGAAGAGCUAAAGAAUACGGACACCAUGAAGGACUCUAAGACUCUCCUGAAUGUCCUGCAGAAGGACUUUAAUUUCAAAAUUGAGAUGCUGGAUAGUGUCUAUAAAUUGGCAAAGUAUCUGUACGAGUGUGGAAAUUACAUCGAUUCCAUUUCCUAUCUCUACUUCUGCCUCCUGGUCAUGCAGACCAAUGACAAGAACUACUUGAAUGUCCUUUGGGGAAAAUUAGCAGCUGAGAUUCUCACCCUCAACUGGUCAUCAGCCCUUGAGGAUCUCAAUCGUCUGAGGGAAUUCAUAGAUUCCAGCAAUUUCACCAAUGUCCAGGCUCUUCAGCAGCGCACCUGGCUCAUCCACUGGAGUGUCCUGGUGUUCUUCAAUCACUCCAAGGGGCGAGAUCUCAUCAUUGACAUGUUUCUGUACAAGCCCCUGUACCUCAAUGCAAUCCAAACCAUGUGUCCGCACAUCCUGCGCUACCUGGCCACGGCCGUCAUCAUCAACAGGGGCCACAGGAAUGCCCUGAAGGAUCUGAUCAAGGUGAUUCAGCAGGAGUCAUAUACCUAUCGCGAUCCCAUUACCGAAUUCUUGGAGCAUCUCUACGUGAACUUUGAUUUCGAAAGUGCUCGAAUGAAGUUGCACGAAUGCCAGACCGUCAUCAUCAAUGACUUCUUCAUCAUUGGAUGCUUGACUGAAUUUGUGGACAAUGCCCGAUUGAUGAUCUUUGAGACUUUCUGCAGAAUUCAUCAGUGCAUCACCAUCAGCAUGCUCGCCGACAAGUUGAACAUGAAGGCAGAUGAGGCUGAAUGCUGGAUCGUCAAUCUCAUUCGCAAUGCUCGUUUGGAUGCCAAGAUUGACUCAAAAUUGGGUCAUGUGGUGAUGGGAACUCCUCCCUUGAGUCCCUAUCAGCAGCUGGUGGAGAAAGUGGAUUCACUGUGCGUGCGCUCCGAAGCUUUGACUACUCUGGUUGAGAGAAAGCAUCGGGCUAAGAAUACUGACAGCGGCGAUAACAAUUGGAAGUACUACAAUUAAAUGCAACUUUUUUUUCAAGAGUAUUUCAAAUUUUUAAUUGAUGGAAAUAAUAAAGAAAAAUGAUGAGAAUAGAAA